This is a messenger RNA of Mucor mucedo, 1430 nucleotides long. RefSeq lists its product as uncharacterized. NCBI's taxonomy places the organism in Eukaryota, Fungi, Mucoromycota, Mucoromycetes, Mucorales, Mucoraceae. Bases 49 to 1269 code for a protein of 406 amino acids. The transcript has a single exon. The record is from RefSeq and is a predicted model, not a curated record.
CUUCCUUCUUUUUUUAUAUAUUAUCAUCACAUAUAGAUAAAAAUUACUAUGCGUUUUAACAUUCUUUCUCUUGGCUUGGUUGCAUCCAUGAUUAUGUCAUAUACCAUUAAUGCCGAAGUGGUUGAUCACAGGGUCCAACGUAAAGCUUUUUUGUCUCGUAGAAGAUUAGGUCAUGCGGUUCAUUCUCGUCGAUACGAUGAAGCCGUUGAAGCCGUUGAAGAAACAAACUGGGAUGAUCAAGCAGGAGAUGAGGCUGCUCCCUGGGACAAUCCAGAACAAUGGGAUACACAAAUUGAAGAUUUAUAUACCAAAUAUGAUGAUGAGGACGAAGAAGAUGAAGAUGAAGAAGAUGAAGAUGAAGAGGACGAGGAUGAAGACGAAGAGGAUGAAGAUGAAGAGGACGAGGACGAAGAAGAUGAAGACGAGGAUGAAGAAGACGAGGAUGAAGAAGAUGAAGAUGAAGAUGAAGACGACGAAGAUGAAGAUGAUGACGAUGAUGACGAUGAUGACUUUGACUUUGAAGUUUCCAAUGAGUAUGAAGAUAGUUUUGACUUUAUAAAUGACUACGACGAUACUGUUGAUGUUUCUGCUGAUAACGACAAUACUUAUGAAAUUGAAAACGAGUUUGAUAAUACGUUGGAGACUUCUAACAAUGUUAUUUAUGACACUGAUGGCGACAAUGGUUACUUUGAUGAUAGUGAAUAUGCCCUUGGUGAUCAGUCUUUCCAAAAUUAUCAGUUUGAGGGACAAGCUGAUCAAUAUUAUGAUCCAGACAACCAAGCUGGCGACAAUGUAAAGUCAAACGAUAACGAUAAAUACGAAGAUGUUGAGGAAGAUAACCAAGUAAAAGAAUCAUCAAGCUCUUCUGUUCAACGUCGACAAGAAGCUGCUCCCGUAGAUAUUACAGAUAAUACACAAGUUGAGCAAUCUCCUGAACUGUCCCCUGAACAGCCUGCUGAUGUGUCUGCUGAACAGACUACUGAACAAGUUGAUGCCUCCACUGUAGGAGAGGAAGAUGAUGAUGAGGAAGAAGAGGAGGAGGAGGAAGAAGAAGAUGAGGAAGAAGAAGAUGAGGAGGAGGAAGAUGAAGAUGAAGAAGAGGAAGAGGAGGAAGAGGAGGACGAGGAAGAAGAGGAAGAGGAAGAAGAGGAGGAAGAAGAAGAGGAGGAAGGUGGUGAGGAAGGUGGCGAGGAAGCCGUAGAACAACCUGCUGUAGAACAGCCUAUUAUUGACUCUACUGCUGCACCAAUUGUUCGUCGUCGCCGUUAAACUUACAUUCCCUUUAUUACAUGGACCAACAAUUUUGGUAUGUAAUAUUUUAGAUUAUUAUAGUCUAUUAGUUUGAUCAUAGAGAUCGAGUAUUUCCUUUUUCCUUUUAUUUUUCUCGCCAUUUUCAUUAUUUAUUUUUUCACUAUCUAAUUCAAAACAAC